AGCACCUAACUACAGACAUGUGGUAUUCAGUACUCACAGUGCUCAGCCUAGUGACCUCAUUGGCUAAUGCUGCUGACACCUGCCCAGAUGUAAAGAUUGUGGGAGUUGGAAACUCAGACAAGUUGACCAUCCUCAGAGGUUGUCCUGGAAUUCCAGGAUCUCCUGGACAAAAGGGAGAAGCUGGGUCACUAGGAGAGAAAGGGUUAAAGGGUCUUUCAGGAAAUCCAGGAAAAGCUGGACCAAUUGGGCAAAAAGGUGAGACUGGUUCUUCAGGAAGAACAGGAGAAAAAGGAGAAAAAGGAGAUGUUGGAAAAAUGGAGCCAUUGUACGCUGCGAGGAACUGUAAGGAGCUGUUGGAUCAGGGAGAGGUCCUAAGUGACUGGUACACAAUAUAUCCAGAUGGUGAGCGACCCCUGAAGGUGCUGUGUGAUAUGCACACCGAGGGAGGAGGCUGGAUUGUGUUUCAGAGGCGUUGGGACGGUUCUGUUGACUUCUUCCGUGACUGGAAAUCAUACAAGACAGGAUUCGGAAGCCGCCUGAAUGAGUUCUGGUUGGGAAAUGAGAAUAUUCACAAGAUAACAUCAUCAGGUACAUGGGAGCUGCGUAUAGAUCUACAGGACUUUGAGAACAAAAAUCACUUUGCUAAAUACGGAUCCUUCAAAAUCCUGGGAGAGUCUGAGAAAUACAAAUUACUGCUCGGAGACUUCAAGGGGGGCACUGCUGGGGAUUCCUUGUCGAGUCACAAGAACAAACCAUUUAGCACCAAGGACCAAGACAAUGAUUUGCAUCCAAACAGCUGUGCUGAAAUAUACAAGGGCGCUUGGUGGUACGGUGCCUGCCAUUCUUCAAACCUAAAUGCAUUGUACCAUCUGGGACAACACAGUAGUAAUGCAGAUGGCAUCAACUGGAGGACUGGAAAAGGGAUAAAUUACUCCUACAAAUGGUCUGAAAUGAAGAUUAGACCUGUUUAGAAGAAU
Bombina bombina (fire-bellied toad) is the source of this 977-nucleotide messenger RNA. RefSeq names its product ficolin-1. The transcript has 9 exons. The record is from RefSeq and is a predicted model, not a curated record. The coding region runs from base 18 to 971 and encodes 317 amino acids. Lineage: Eukaryota; Metazoa; Chordata; Amphibia; Anura; Bombinatoridae.